GUGUCAGUGCUGUGCGCUCAGUUCCGCGAUGGUCGCGAGGCGACGUGCGUUCUUGUGCGGUGCGAUUGCUAGUCCUCAGCGAUUUCUGUCCGUCGUUGUUUUUCCGAUCUCGAUCAUCCGACAUCACGAUUAUUACAGUUGUGCCCGGACGAUUUGACUUCGAAACCGUAUUCGAAUCAGUAUCAGACUCACUGUCACAUUUGUCUGGAUCAGAUAUUAUACUGGCGUACCUAUAUUAUUAUCCCCGUGAUUUAUAAACGCCUUACUAAGCACCAUAUUUGGUUACCUUUUUCGCGGUCAUAACAAUAUGUCUUACUCGGUUACCGGGGGAGGUGGGGGCGGUCAGACAGCGGUCGCUGCGCUACCACAUGGCUGUUCAACGAUUCCGAACACUCCUGAUGUGAUCAACUCGCUCAUAUCCUUGAUGGAUCCAUUCCAAAAUUUCCCCGGUAACGGGUCACUCGCGUCUGAAGACUCGUCUGGCUCGACGUGUUCCCCCGUGUCGACGUGUUCCCCCGUGUCGACGAGUUCCCCCGUGUCGACGUGCUCCCCCGUCUCGCCGACGUCCAGGAUGCAGAGCAUCUGUUCCAGUCUGAAGAUCAAAGAGGAGCUCAAGAUGGCCAUCCGGUCCAAGCAGAGGAACGCGGCGACGGCGACCGUGACAUCGACGUGCGCCGGCGGAAGUUCGGUGGAGACCGGCGGACCGACCACUUCCGGUGCGUGUGCGAUGAUCGUGGCGGCCACGGCAUCGGCUGGUCUGGUCGCCUCGUCGCCAGGCGGCGGACACGCAAAAAAACGAAGGACCGACGAGGAGUCUCACGGUGACGACGACUACGACGACGACGACGGAGAUGAUGUAUCGUCCCAUGGCGAAGGACUAACAGCCGAGGACGAGGAGAGGAGGAGACGGCGACGGGAACGCAACAAAAUAGCGGCGACCAAAUGUCGGCUGAAAAAACGCGAAAAGACUACGAAUCUGAUGCAAGAAUCGAACGUGUUGGAGACGAAAAACUACGACCUAAAGUCGCAGAUCCAGGAGCUGGAGACCCAGCGGAAUGAACUGAUGAAGAUGCUCUCGGCGCACCCUUGCGCCAAAAGGCACCCUCACCAACACCAACAGCAGCACCACCAGCAUCAACCGCAGCACCAACACCAGCAGCAGCUCCAAGAGCAGUACUCGGUGGAACCUUACGCGACCGACCCCUAUCGCCAACACGGUCACGUGGUCGUUGACCCACCGGUGCUUAAGGACACCAUGUUCAACGGCGGUGGUUACGCCCCUGUGUCCUCGGUGGCCAACCAAUCCGCUGGCGUGUACCACCGACCGGCCACUACGACGGCUGCGUCCAUGGCCACCGGCCACUAUCCCAUUGUAGGCGUCGGGGGUGGUGGUAACGUUUACGGGUCUUGCGUCGACGAACUGUACGAUUAUAAUAAAGACUUGAUUUCUGGCGGGGGUGGAGGACCGCCAGAUUUAAGUCAUCAGUACUACGACCAUGGUAUAUGUUGAUAUUAUGAUGUACACCUACCGCAUAUUUUCUUCUUUUUUUUCACGCCAACCCACCAAAGUCCGAUUUUCAAACAUCGAAAUAUUAUUAUUAUUUUUAUUUUUAUGUUAGUUUUUUACAGUUUAUCUAAUAACAGAAUAUUACACCCGUUACACGGUAAAAUAUUG
Molecule: messenger RNA, 1675 nt
Organism: Acyrthosiphon pisum (pea aphid)
Lineage: Eukaryota; Metazoa; Arthropoda; Insecta; Hemiptera; Aphididae
Gene: Atf3
Product: Activating transcription factor 3
Exons: 4
Coding region: 308-1510 (400 amino acids)
Biological process (GO): regulation of transcription by RNA polymerase II
Cellular component (GO): nucleus
Molecular function (GO): RNA polymerase II cis-regulatory region sequence-specific DNA binding; DNA-binding transcription factor activity, RNA polymerase II-specific
Source: RefSeq, a predicted model, not a curated record